This is a messenger RNA of Nannospalax galili (Upper Galilee mountains blind mole rat), 2370 nucleotides long. RefSeq names its product myocardial zonula adherens protein (gene Myzap). The coding region runs from base 122 to 1522 and encodes 466 amino acids. Lineage: Eukaryota; Metazoa; Chordata; Mammalia; Rodentia; Spalacidae. The transcript has 13 exons. The record is from RefSeq and is a predicted model, not a curated record. Gene Ontology annotation, biological process: maintenance of ER location; intracellular signal transduction. Gene Ontology annotation, cellular component: intracellular anatomical structure; nuclear envelope; RNA polymerase II, holoenzyme.
CUGUAGCAAGGAAGCUGCAACAGCAAGUGGCCGCGCCACCCCCGCGCUGGGCGCGCCCCACACACUUAUCCUGCCCCGGAGCAGCGCGGGCACCCAGCCCUCUGUCCACAGCCGCUGCGGGAUGCUGCGUUCCACGUCCACGGUCACCCUGCUCUCGGGUGGCAGCUCCAGGCCGCCCGGGACGCCCAGUAGGAGGGCAAAUGUCUGCAGACUACGGCUGACCGUGCCUCCCGAGAGUCCAGUGCCCCAGCAAACCGAAAAGAAGAUUGAGAGGAAGGACCAGCCUCCUGAACCAAGCAAUGGAGAACCUACCAGGAAACUUCCUCAGGGUGUUGUUUAUGGUGUCGUGCGAAGAUCAGAUCCCAAUCAGCAGAAGGAAAUGGUGGUAUAUGGCUGGUCCACAAAUCAGCUGAAAGAAGAAAUGAACUACAUCAAAGAUGUGAGAGCCACUUUGGAGAAAGUGAGGAAGAGGAUGUACGGUGACUACGACGAGAUGAGACAGAAGAUCCGGCAGCUCACCCAGGACCUGUCGGUUUCUCAUGCUCAACAGAACUACCUAGAGAGUCACAUCCAAACCCAGUCGUCAGCUCUGGACAGCUUCAAUGCCAUGAACUCAGCCUUAGCAUCAGACUCCAUUGGCCUGCAGAAAACCCUUGUGGAUGUGACCUUGGAAAAUAGCAACAUCAAGGAUCAAAUCCGAAAUCUGCAGCAGACUUAUGAAGCAUCCAUGGACAAGCUACGGGAGAAGCAGAGGCAGUUAGAGGCGGCUCAGGUUGAAAACCAGUUACUGAAGAUGAAGGUGGAGUCAUCCCAAGAAGCUAACGCUGAGGUGAUGCGGGAGAUGACUAGGAAGCUGUACAGCCAGUAUGAGGAGAAGCUGCAGGAGGAGCAGAGGAAACACAAUGCCGAGAAGGAGGCACUCCUGGAAGAAACCAAUAGUUUUCUGAAAGCAAUCGAAGAGGCCAAUAAAAAGAUGGAAGCAGCCGAGAUCAGCCUGGAGGAGAGGGACCAAAAGAUCGGGGAGCUGGACAGGCUUAUUGAACGCAUGGAAAAGGAACGGCAUCAACUCCAACUCCAGCUCCUGGAGCACGAAACAGAAAUGUCGGGAGAGAUUGCUGAUUCUGACAAGGAAAGGUAUCAGCAGCUGGAGGAGGCAUCAGCCAGCCUCCGAGAGCGAAUUAGACACCUGGACGACAUGGUGCAUUGCCAGCAGAAGAAAGUCAAGCAGAUGGUUGAGGAGAUUGAAUCAUUAAAGAAGAAGGUGCAACAGAAACAGCUCCUCAUAUUACAGCUUUUAGAGAAGAUAUCUUUCCUGGAAGGAGAGAAUAAUGAACUACAGAGUAGGUUGGACUAUUUGACAGAAACCCAAUCCAAGACUGAAGUGGAAACCAGAGAAAUCGGAGUAGGUUGUGAUCUUCUACCCAGUCCAACAGGCAGGACUCGGGAAAUCGUGCUGCCUUCUAGGAGCUACGCCCCAUACACACGAGUCCUGGAGUUAACCUCCAAGAAAACGCUGACUUAGGCACUCCGACCUGCGCUUCUUGCAAACACUAAAAGGCCCUGAAACCCUGCAACUUAAAGUCAGGGGAGAGUGAUUGCUGCUUCCUCAUAGAUGCGGUGUAAGCCAGAAUGGGAAUCACUGAGGCUUUGAUAUGCUUCUAAAAGGGGAAGGAAAAUGGAGGCAGAGGGGACAGGAAGGGCGAGGUACAUGAGGUCUUAUUUCAGGCACCCAACCAACCUACCCUGCUAUGCGGAAUCAUCACUUUCCGUGUGGAUGCUGACAUCCUAAAAGGAUUUCACAGUCCAUUUUCUGUUCUACUGGAUUUUGGUUGGACGAGAAAGGGGCAUUAAUUAGAAUUUCAUGUUAUUCACAGCAGGAUGUUUUGUUACAGUGUAAAGGUUCUGUUUACCCAUAAAAGUAUUAGCAGCAGUGUUUCUCCUGCACAGAGAAGCCUGUUUACAAGUAACAUGGGCACCUGGAAAAACUUGAACCUGGAGAGGAUUCCCAGCACGCAGCACUCUCCCCUCUGGUCAGAAGGCUCUGUGCAGGCUUGUGGGAGCCAUGGUUAGAGAUUUGUGCGGGCCAGACAAGCUUCAUUCUGAUUGGCUAAUCCUUUGUUUUAAUUUGUGCCUUAUGCCUUGAUUGGACCAGCUGAAAUAGCUGUAUUUGUUCAAGCUGUGAGUUUUAUUUUUCUUUUUCACUUUAACUUAAAAGAGAAUUUUGUAUGCUGUGGAAGAUUAAUCAUUUAAUGUUUUCAGUUAUCAAUCGAUAUUUUUGUCAAAUGGAUGAGGAAUCUGUUUAUGCACGGUCAACUUUGAUAUUACAACCCACAUCAAGUAUGUUUAAUAAAUGCCAUAUAUUUUGUUCUA